GUAAUUAUUAUUGUACGCCUAACUCAUCAUUCCUAAACAAAACAAAUUUCUAGUAGUUAAAGUUAAUACUUAUAUUAUAAUAUUGCCUAUCGGAUUAUAUUCACUUUUCUUUUGUGCAUGAUGUUUAAAAAAUGUGUUAAUAUAUUUUGAAUGGUUUAUAAUAAGCAAAUAUAGUGUUCAUUAAAUAUAUUUUUUUAAUAUGCAUAUCUUACUAAAAUUCAUUUUGAUAGUGUUUUGUCUAGCUUCAUUGUGUGGAAGCUACGAACUUAACAAGGCAAAUACAAAAUGUAAUAUUCCAUUAGUAAUUCGCGGGCAAUGGUAUUCUUGGGAAAAUGGACGCAGUACAACAACAGAAAUUGAUGCAACCAGUAUGUCUAAACGAGGGAAUUGCAUUCGAUCAAUGGAAGAAAAUCAGGUGAAUUUCACUUUUGUAUUUCAAAAAAGUGCUGGUGAUUGUUAUACAUGUGUCAAAUUCAUGGUUCGGACUGUUAAUGUAUUGGAUAAAAUGGAAAGUGUUUGUAUGACUUUGAAUCCUAAUGAGUAUGAAUCUCCUGAUAAAAUAUGUCAAUUUCAAGACACACAAUUAAACACAUUGUUUUCGGAAAAUUACAUACCCGUAAACUGUCGGUCUAGUCUUGAAGGCGUAUGGCAAUUCGCAUAUCAGAACCGUUUUCGUUUUACUGGUGAAUGUAAUAAUCCUGAAGCACAAAUUAAAUCUUGUCAAACUGCGGGAACACAAUUUUUAAUAACUAAUCAAAAAUUCAAUAUUACAUACAAAAAAUGUCCUGGUAUGACAGGCACAUUUGAUGGAGUUGUUGAGUACAGUUGUUUAGGAGACUGGUUCGUAGACAAAAAUCAUUUCUUUGCUGUAGCUAAUACUAAAGAAUCUCGUAAAGAUGAAAAAUAUCGAUGUUUCUUAAAAAAUCGAGAUGAUGAUUUAUAUAUUGGUGUGUCUAUUACGGCAGAGUGCAAUACGCUUCAGACAGUAGAAAAAAGUCCAGAGAGAUUACAUAUAAAUCCUGUGAAAGCUGAAGUUGUAGAGGCAGGUUGCCGACUACCUCAAAAUUAUAGUGGUGAAUGGGUGAAUACAGCUAAUAUGGAUGCUGAUGUAUUUAUUAAUGAAACUCAUGUAAUUGAAACAUGGUAUCCGGAUGAAGCACGAUUUAGAAGAACAAUAUAUGUAUGUCGUGAACAAAGAGGAUCUCGUUAUAUGAUGGCAAGGCUCACUGUUGAUGGAUGCCAAAAGGAUUAUGUAUGUUUUGAUUUUGUACCCCGACAUCACAAUAUUAUUCGUUAUAGAAGAGGUAUAGCAUUUAUUAAAGAUAACUUUCAUACCGUGUGCUCUUGGGUACAAUUUCCAAACAAAGAUAAUUGGAAAUAUGAUAUUUUUGUCUCCAAAACUCCUGUUCCUAUAAGAUGUCCAGUGGCAGGUAAAUUUAACUUCACUCAAAAAGGUGAUUUUUUGUUUGAAACUCGCAUUCUUGGCGGUGUUACAUUAUCACCUCGUCCACAAAUUACCUGCAAGGAUACAAUAUCAGAUUUUGCUGCCUGUGAUGGUGAUCAAAAAGAGAUUACUAUUGAUGAAUCAUUUUGCCUUGAUGUGGAUCAUCGUGGACAGCCUGUAGAUAUUUAUAGUGAUCCAGACUAUAGAUUACAAUGCAUAGGUUACUGGAAAGAAAAUUUGAAGUCUUAUUUAAUGACAUACGAUCCUCUUGAUGCAGCUAGCAUGUAUAGAUGUUGGGUGUAUCAACGAGCUGAUCUUAACCGUGUACUAAUGUCACAAGCUAUAGGAUCAUUUUGUGAUCUUAAACAAGAUGCAUUUAGUAAUAACUAUACAGAAGGAGCCACUGUUGCUAUUGAAAUGACAGAAUAUGAACGUGAAAGAGAUCAAUGUCCAAUGUAUUUUGAUGAUGGUGCUAAUCCAUGGGUUCAUGCAGACAAUUAUAUACAAGUAUUUAAGUAUGGUAGAUCGUCUACAUUAAUUAUUUCAUCGAGUAUGCUCUCAAUUGCUGUUCUCUUUACCAUUCUGUUGUAAAUUUUAAUUGGUAUGCCUUAAGUUAUAAUUUACACUUCUAGUAGCUUUAUCAGUUUAUCACAUAAUUAGGA
This is a messenger RNA of Rhopalosiphum padi (bird cherry-oat aphid), 2106 nucleotides long. RefSeq lists its product as uncharacterized. The transcript is spliced from 9 exons. Bases 200 to 2035 code for a protein of 611 amino acids. NCBI's taxonomy places the organism in Eukaryota, Metazoa, Arthropoda, Insecta, Hemiptera, Aphididae. The record is from RefSeq and is a predicted model, not a curated record.